CACCGUCACCGGGCUGCGUGGAGAAGACGGAGUCCCUCUCCUGCUCGAACCUCUCCACCGACCACGGGCCAUCGCCUCUGCCCCGCCAGCCCGGGAGGACAGGGACGCGCUGCCCACUGACGUGUGGGUGCGUGUGCACAGAUCCCAGCCGGAGUGGCGACCCUCCUGUGCCCACGGCGUGCACUGCCUUAACAGGUAGUGAGCUCCCCAUCACCGGGAGGACCCAAGCAGGACCGCCAUGCAGGAGAGCCGGUACUCAGGGUUCUCGGGGCCUCCCAGGAAGCGAUGCUGCCGACGGGGGACCCUGCUCCUGGUCCUGGGACUGGUGACCGCUGCGAUGUGGGCCGGGCUGCUCAGUCUGCUUCUCGUGUGGCACUGGGACACCCUGGAGAAUCUGAAACAGCUGGAAAAGGCUGCUGCCCGGAACGUUUCUCAAGUGGCCAAGGACUUGCAAAGGCACCAGAGUGACCAGAUGGCUCAGAAAUCCCAGGCUCUUCAGAUGGUGGAAGAAGUGAAAGCUGAGCAGAAGAGAGUAAAAUCUCAGGACUCCAAGUUCUCCCAGUACCUGGACAGACUUCGAGAGGAUCUGAACACACUCAAGUCCCAGGGCUUGAAUGAGAGGCGCAUGGCCUCGGACGAGCUCAAAAGGCUCCAGGAGGAGGUGGCCAAGCUGCGGAUAGAGCUGCAGGUGUCCAACGCCCGCACCUCCGGAGUGAUUCCAAGAGAGACGCUGGCACUCGCCCUGCCCAUGGUGCCAUCCACGGUGCCCACCACCAUGCCUGCCACGGUGCCCUCCACGGCACCUGCCACCAUGCCCACCAAGGUGCCCUCCACACCACCUGCCACCAUGCCCAAGAAGGUGCCAUCCACGGCACCCACCACCAUGCCCACCAAGGUGCCCUCCAUGGCACCCGCCACCAUUCCCGCCACCAUGCCCGCCACGGUGCCCACCACUGCUGCCCCCAUGGGCCUCUCCUCCACCCCAGGCUCCAUGUGCAACCUGUGCCCCAAGGACUGGGUCAACUUCAAACACAAAUGCUACUACUUCGGCAAGGGGGCCAAGAAGUGGAUCCAGGCCCGGUACGCCUGCGAGGACCUGGGAGGGCGGCUGGUCAGCAUCCACAGCCGGGAGGAGCAGGACUUCCUGACCACACGUGCUAAUAAGAAGGGCUCCUGGAUUGGCCUUCGGGACGUGUUCGUGGAAGGGGAGUUUCUGUGGAUGGAUGGGAGCCCCGUGGGCUACAGCAACUGGUACCCAGGGGAGCCCAACAACCACGACCGGGGCGAGGACUGCGUGCUCAUGAAGGAAUCCGGGGAGUGGAACGACGCAUUCUGCCGCGACUACCUGGACACCUGGGUGUGCGACAGGCUGGCCUCGUGCGAGCCGCCCACCACCCUGCAGGACGGGUUCUGAGACGUGCAGAGCCCCCGCCUCGCCCUCUGCACCCUUCCCCCCACGUUCUUGUAACUGCCGGAGGGAGAGCAUCUCCCACUGGGGUGUGGCCACACCCCAAUUCCUUCCCCAUUUUUCCAACCUAUCUGGAUUUGGGGCACCAGGACGUUCCCCAGGUCACCAGGGAUCUGAACCACUGUUGGUCACGUGGGGCCUGGUCCAGCUGAUCCACCAAUGCGGUAAGACCCACCCCUGCUCACGUCUCCUGCUCUGACCCAAGCUGCCUCCUGACCAAGCCGGGCACCCCUGGUCUACCCGCCAUGUCGCACCCCUCGUCAGACAGAGCUCCCCCAACAGCCCCCUAAAGCCCUACGCAUAACCAGUGAGGGGGACCCAGCCGAAGGCCCUGCGGUUCUUUUUCUGGACAGACUUGUUCAGGCCCUGGUGCUGGGGCUGGGGCGGAUUUCCUCAAGUUCCUCCCCCUCCAACAACCGCAAAAUAUCAGGAAGGACAUUUCCGGGAGAGGCGCAAUCAGGGACCAGGGCUGGGGGUCCCCGGGGGGGAGGGAAAGGCUCCCUGAGGUGUGAGGUUCACUUUGACUUGGAAAAUACAUUCUUGGAAAAUA
This is a messenger RNA of Tupaia belangeri chinensis (Chinese tree shrew), 2018 nucleotides long. RefSeq names its product Fc epsilon receptor II (gene FCER2). The transcript is spliced from 11 exons. NCBI's taxonomy places the organism in Eukaryota, Metazoa, Chordata, Mammalia, Scandentia, Tupaiidae. The record is from RefSeq and is a predicted model, not a curated record. The coding region runs from base 239 to 1414 and encodes 391 amino acids.